Nerophis lumbriciformis (worm pipefish) is the source of this 2034-nucleotide messenger RNA. The record is from RefSeq and is a predicted model, not a curated record. NCBI's taxonomy places the organism in Eukaryota, Metazoa, Chordata, Actinopteri, Syngnathiformes, Syngnathidae.
AUGGAGACAACAAAUCUGAUGAUGACAAGCAUGUUGAUAAAGGACAAAUGCGAGAGUGAGGUCGAUGCCGAGACAGGCAAGGAGAGUCGGGAGGUGAAAGCACAAGAGGAGAGCGUGCAGGAUGAAAACUGUCGACUGAUGCUGGCUGAUGGUCUUGCAGAGAGAGGACCCAAAUCUCUGAGCCUGGUUUCUGGCCAGCAGGUGUCCAAUGGCUUCACAACGUCCAGCCCUCAAAACUCCAAAGAGGAAACAGGGCUUUCUGCAACUUACUCUGCAAGUUCAGUGUCGGGAUCUGUAGGUGGCUCCGGGUCGGCGGCACAGCUAGGAGGCCUCAGAACUCUGGUCGUCCAACAAACCAGCUUGGAUCGGCCCAGAGAAACAUGGAGCAAGAAGAUGGACUUCUUGCUCUCUGUGAUUGGCUACGCAGUGGACCUGGGCAAUGUGUGGCGUUUCCCAUACAUCUGCUACCAAAAUGGAGGAGGUGCCUUUUUGCUUCCCUACCUAUUAAUGGCGGUCUUCGGAGGUGUGCCUCUCUUCUACAUGGAGCUCGCUCUCGGCCAAUUCCACCGCAAUGGCUGCAUCUCCAUUUGGAAACACAUCUGCCCCAUCUUCAAAGGUAUAGGUUUUGCUAUCUGCAUCAUAGCCCUCUACAUUGCCUUCUAUUACAACACCAUCAUGGCCUGGGCAUUGUACUACCUAUUGUCAUCGUUCCAGUCCACCCUUCCUUGGACCACCUGCUCUAACAGCUGGAACACAGGCAACUGUCACAGCUACAUGUCCACCGACCAGAAUGUUUCUUGGUCCAACUCUUCCACCUCUCCUGCCGAGGAGUUCUAUACUCGACACGUCUUGCAGGUCCACCUCUCUUCGGGUCUACACCAGCUGGGUUCCAUCAGCUGGCAGCUGGCCCUUUGCUUGCUCUUCAUCUUCACCAUUGUCUACUUCAGCAUCUGGAAGGGAGUCAAGACAUCUGGAAAGGUGGUCUGGGUAACAGCAACCUUCCCUUACUUGGUCCUCCUGGUGCUCCUCAUCCGUGGGGCCACUCUACCUGGUGCCUGGAGAGGUGUGGUCUUCUAUCUCAAACCUGAUUGGGAGAAACUUCUCAGCACCACAGUGUGGAUCGAUGCCGCAGCCCAGAUUUUCUUCUCUCUGGGUCCGGGCUUCGGAGUUCUCCUUGCCUUUGCCAGCUACAAUCCAUUUCACAACAACUGCUACAAAGACGCUUUGGUAACCAGCUCAGUGAACUGCCUCACCAGUUUUUUGUCUGGGUUUGUGAUUUUUACUGUACUGGGUUACAUGGCUGAGAUGAGGCAGCAGGAUGUGGAUGCUGUUGCCAAGGAUGCUGGACCCAGUCUGCUUUUCAUCAUUUAUGCAGAAGCCAUUGCAAACAUGCCUGCUGCAACCUUCUUUGCAAUAAUCUUCUUCCUCAUGAUCAUUAUGUUGGGUCUGGACAGCACAUUUGCAGGGUUGGAGGGGGUGAUCACUGCCAUGCUUGAUGAAUUCCCCAAUGUCCUGGUUAGGAGACGAGAGUGUUUUGUCCUUGGCCUUGUUUGCGUCUGCUACCUUGGGGCCCUCUCCACCCUCACAUAUGGAGGAGCUUUUGUGGUGAAGUUGUUUGAGGAAUACGCCACGGGCCCUGCAGUUAUCACUGUGGUGCUGCUUGAAGUCAUUGCUGUUUCUUGGUUCUACGGUACCACUCGUUUCUGCAAUGACAUCCAGGUCAUGCUUGGUUUCUACCCGGGAUGCUUCUGGAGGAUCUGCUGGGUCGCUAUUUGCCCAAGCUUUCUCCUGUUCAUCAUCAUCAGCUUUCUGGCCUUCCCUCCUGAGGUGAAAUUAUUUGACUACCAGUAUCCACCUUGGACCACUGCCCUUGGCUACAGUAUUGGGGUGUCCUCGUUAAUCUGUGUGCCUGUUUACAUGGUCUACCACCUAAUCAAUGCUAAGGGCACAUUUAAACAGCGUCUAUCAAAGAGCAUCACUCCGGAGCCCAGCAAUGACCAACACAGAGGCUUCAUUGUCACCAACGCAGUCUGA